Messenger RNA from Penicillium mononematosum, 453 nucleotides. RefSeq lists its product as uncharacterized. Lineage: Eukaryota; Fungi; Ascomycota; Eurotiomycetes; Eurotiales; Aspergillaceae. The transcript has a single exon. The coding region runs from base 1 to 453 and encodes 150 amino acids. The record is from RefSeq and is a predicted model, not a curated record.
AUGUCGUUCCCAGAAUCCGACAAAUACUCCCCUUCCAAAGAACCGGAACACCUUACUAUGAGCUCAGCCCCCUCCGGCGACUCAUUGUAUUUGGAUUCCAAUGUUGCGCUCGAACAACGGAGGCAGUCCGAAGUCGAGAUGAAGGCGAAUGAACCUACUUCCAAUCAAACGGAGGAACAGGAAGGUGUUCUCGCGGGUGUGAAACACCAAUUCGACUCGAUGGCUCCUGGCGGCUCGAUUUCAGAGUUUGGAAAUUCCGUUAGCUCCGCCGCCCAAGAGAAGAUUGUCGCUGCCAAGGAUACUCUAAUGGAGGGAGCACUACCUGCUGCGCAAGGAGCUAUACGUACCGUUCAGGGUCACAUUCGCACCAUCUCAGGUGGAUCCAAUGAAGUUGAGGAGACGGUACCCGAGGGUAUGUUCUGGCUUUCAUCAGUUCCCAGGCAGCGCAUAUGA